AUGAGGCGGGUGGCGGGGGAGUACGUCCUGGUGGACGGUUCGGGGAACGGCACCGUGAUUUGCCGCAGCAACGGCGUGCGGAGGCGUGCAGAGGCCAUACUGGACUUCCUCUGGGAGAAGGGAUGCACUUCUGAGGUCAAGAUCCGGGCGGUUCUCGGCGACAGCCCUGAUACAAGCAAGGCUCUUCGCAUGUCAGUACAGUAAUCAUCAUUCCCCUACAUCUAGCCGCCCGUCCAACUGGGGGAUCCAUCCUAACUACCCUUUUCUUCUUCUGCCCUGUCUUGUCUUAUAAAAUUCGCAUCGGCACACAAUGUUGUUCUAUUUUCUGAAGUCCUCGUCCGUGGUCUUGGAUUUCUCCGCAGGCUUGUGAAGCUCGACCAAGUGAAACGUUCCGGAACUGGCGGUCGCCAGAAUCCCUUCCUCUACUGGGUAAUUAUCACAAGCCUUCGAAAAUUGCUGCCCUGCUCAUCGUCUUUUAUUUUAUUGGGUUUCUUGUGGUCAUCUCAGGUCUCGGAAUCAGUAGACGGGCACACCAUCUGA
This is a messenger RNA of Spirodela intermedia, 540 nucleotides long. Lineage: Eukaryota; Viridiplantae; Streptophyta; Magnoliopsida; Alismatales; Araceae. The record is from the annotation of a GenBank genome assembly.